Messenger RNA from Halichondria panicea, 2823 nucleotides. Its product is annotated as gamma-aminobutyric acid type B receptor subunit 2-like. NCBI's taxonomy places the organism in Eukaryota, Metazoa, Porifera, Demospongiae, Suberitida, Halichondriidae. Gene Ontology annotation, molecular function: G protein-coupled GABA receptor activity. Gene Ontology annotation, cellular component: G protein-coupled receptor heterodimeric complex; membrane. Bases 212 to 2557 code for a protein of 781 amino acids. The transcript has 16 exons. Gene Ontology annotation, biological process: G protein-coupled receptor signaling pathway; gamma-aminobutyric acid signaling pathway. The record is from RefSeq and is a predicted model, not a curated record.
AUUAACGUUAAAACAUCAUGGCCAGUAGGACAUUGCAGGCAGCAUUGGCUUCUACACAUCUUCUGUCCUUCAGGAUUUUGAUUUGCCUCCAACUGUGCUGUAGAAUUGUAUCAAUCCAGGUGCUGCACCCACACUGACAGGAAGCACUGAAGCCAUUGAUUACACUGUUAACCAGCUACAGAGAGCUAAGAGUACAGAAAGAGAGUCCAAGAUGUUGCUAACCUUGCUGAGACUCACCCUCCUUGCUUGUGCAGCAGCCUCCACUGAUAUCCACUUUGGAUUUGUGGCAACUGACAACUCUGCAGCGAUAGAGCUGAUGGCUCCACUGGAGAUUGCACUGGAUCUCAUCAAUAACAGCUCAAGUAUCCUACCUGGCUAUCAACUGAAUUUCGUGCCUUGGUUGUCAGAGUGUGACCGCACAACUUCCCUCAACCGGUUCCUGGAUGUCGUACUGGAGCAGUGCAAUGGAUCCUCCGGGGGACCAACCAUUCUGGGUGUGCUGGGAUGUGGAUGCACUGAGGCUGAUCUCCCAGUGGCCGAAAUUGUUCACCGCUGGAAUAUUCCUCAGAUAUCCUAUGCUGGAGAGUCGGCAGUGAUGAAGGAAGGAAGACGAUUCCCUAAUUAUUUCCUGCUCCAUUCAUUGGAGAACACAGGGAGGGCACUCCAGGCUCUAAUGUCUGAGUUUGGAUGGACAAGGCUGGCCGUUAUUACUGACAAUUCCACAAGAUUUAUCGAGGCUGGUCGAGCUAUCUAUUCAGUCCUAGCAGAUCAGAACAUCACUCAAAACCACACGAUUGUGGGCCCUGGCAAUAUUCAAGAGUCUUUGGAUUUGCUGAGUGAUGACUACAGAAUAUUCUUCUUGAAUACAUACAGUGAGAGUUCCAGAGAUAUUGUCUGUUACGCCAUUGAGCAAAAUUUGGAGUUUCCACGCUAUGUCUGGAUUAUCAAUGGUUGGUAUGGCAACGAUUGGUGGGUCACCACGGGAACGACGAGAUGCAGCAAUGACGCUAUUGCACAGUUUUUACAAGACUCUCGAGUACUUAUUUUGCGGCCAUAUCCGCCGUCUGAGAUCAGUAACGACCCAAUAGUCGGGGGAAUUACAAGAGCAGAGUAUUACACGCUGUACAGGGAUGCUCAACGAUCUGGUGGUGCUCGAUUCAUUCCGGAACACUCGCUAAUCUACGACUCUGUGUGGACCCUUGCUCUGGCCCUUAAUAGCACUCUAGCCAAUCAGAAUCCAGCGAGCAACUCCUGUGCCAGUGGCCUCCCCCUCGAGGACUUUACCUACGGCAGUGCCAGCUUAGGGAGAGAGUUGAGAGAUGCUGUGAGUAGGACUAACUUCAAUGGAGCCUCGGGUGAUGUCAUGUUUGAUGAGAAUGGGAUCAGAAGGCAAAUGUAUAUGUUUGUGGAACAGUACAGAAAUGGUGCCGGCUUGACUGUUGAGAUUGGGAGAGUUGACCUUCGUGUGUCUUCAGGAGUGUUCAAUUUCACGUAUGCUGCAAAUGAAAACUCGACUACAGUGUAUCCAGGAGUUACUCCAAUGGACGGUACUCCAGUGAAAGUCAUAACCUCGUUUGAGCUCUGGACUGUUGGACUUUGCUACACGCUGGCAGUCAUAGGUUUUAUCUUCACUUUCGUUUGCUUUCUCUUUAACAUCAUAUUCCGAAAGAGAAGGAUCGUACGCCUGACGAGUCCCAAUCUGAACUAUUUCAUCUUACUGGGUGCUCUCUUUGUGUACGGUACCAUCUUUAUCUUUUUAAUCCGUACAACAAGCCCUCAAGUCUACAGAAUUAGAUGUUAUGUGCAAACUUGGGCUCUAACGCUGGGCUUCAUGCUUGCAUUUGGUGCCGUGAUUGCUAAGCUGUACCGAGUGAUACACAUCUUCAAGAACCCCUCUCCUAAUAGGACAACUAUGAAGGACUGGAAACUGAUGAUUAUCAUCUUCCUCUUUGUAUGCUACGGACUGCUCCUCCUCCUUGUAAGACUGAUGGUACCUCAGUUCAGAGUGGAACCAUUUCUUGCGGUUAACAGGGACAACCCAAGCGGAUUAAAUGAGCUGGGCAUUGUGGAGAACUACUGCUCGUGGCGAUGCCUUGGUGGAGAUCCAGUCGCCUACUAUUAUCAGAUCAUCUACUACUUCGGCAUAAUGUUGGUCCUCGUACUCGCUCUAGUUUUUGCCUUUCAGACUCGGAAAGUCAAAAUUGAAGUGUUGAACGACUCAAAAUGGAUUGCAGCCAUCGUCUACUGUUCAGUGCCUGUAACGAUCGUUUUCUCUGUGCUGACUUUUGUUCUUGCGUCAUGGGUUCAUCUGAGUGGGACAAUCUUCUGUGUCGGUCUGUUUGCCCUGAGCACAAUAUUCCUGGGAUUUGUAUUUGUGCCGAAGAUGGUUGCGUUCGCUAAAGACCCCAAAGGAGAGAACAUAUUUUCUAAGAGUAGGACCAUCAGUGCUCACUCGACCAAUGGUACCCAUGGCACCAAUGGGAGGCGUCCCACCCUGGAUACCACCCUGGACAUCUCACUCAAAGUGAACGGAAACACAGAGACUGAAGUACUGUGAACACAGAUGAACAUUAUUGUACCCCCCUGAUCAUGUAAAGUAUCUCUUUUUGUACUAUUUCAAGUUUAUUUUUAGUUUUAUAGCCUCGAUUUCUUAUCUCCAUAACCCAUAACCCUGGCUACAGGCGUACCGUAUGACCAUAAAUUAUCCAACAGUCAUUAAUUCCUUGGGUAGACAAGGCCCACCACUUUCUUGAUUAUUAUAACAAAAAUUUAUUGUUUCAUAUACUGCUGACAAGAUUAAUAUACAAAUGAUAUUGAUUGUGA